Cygnus olor (mute swan) is the source of this 1297-nucleotide messenger RNA. RefSeq names its product cyclic GMP-AMP synthase (gene CGAS). Gene Ontology annotation, cellular component: cytosol; site of double-strand break; nucleus. Gene Ontology annotation, biological process: positive regulation of defense response to virus by host; cellular response to exogenous dsRNA; activation of innate immune response. The transcript has 5 exons. The annotation marks the transcript as partial. The record is from RefSeq and is a predicted model, not a curated record. Gene Ontology annotation, molecular function: 2',3'-cyclic GMP-AMP synthase activity; double-stranded DNA binding; chromatin binding. Lineage: Eukaryota; Metazoa; Chordata; Aves; Anseriformes; Anatidae.
GGGGGCUCCGCGGAGAGAGGAGGAGAAGCCGCCAGGGCAGCCCCGGCCGGCAGGAGGCGGCCGGGGGGCUCCGCGGAGAGAGGCGGAGAAGCGGCGGCGGUGCCCCCCCUGAGGCUGCGGGGGGUGCUGUCGCAGCUCAGCCUGGGCCGGCGGGACGUGUCGGAGGCGUCGGGGCUGGUGAACCAGGUGGUAUCGCACCUCAUACAGGCCAUCCGCGGCAGGGACGGCGGCUUCGGCUCCAUCCGCAGGCUGGGCGCCGGCAGCUACUACGAGCGCCUCAAGAUAUCUGAGCCAAAUGAGUUUGAUAUCAUGCUUGUAAUGCCUGUCAUGAGAAUUCAGCUAGAUGAGUGCGAUGACACCGGAGCCUAUUAUUAUCUAACGUUCAAAAGAAAUCCAAAGGAAAAGUAUUUGAACAAGUUUUUAGAUGAAGAUGGAAAAUUAUCAGCCAUUAAAAUGCGUACAGCACUAAGAAAAAUUAUUAAAGAAGAAGUAAAAAACAUUAAGGAUGUGGAAGUAACUGUGAAAAGAAGUAAGGUUGGAAGUCCUGCAAUAACUCUACUGAUCAAAAAGUCUUCAGCAGAAAUAUCAGUGGACAUCAUCUUGGCUUUGGAAGUUCAGCAGAGCUGGCCUCUCAGCACUCAGGAUGGCCUCAACAUUGAACGGUGGCUAGGAAGAAAAGUCAGGAGAGAGCUCAGAAAUAAACCGAUUUAUUUAGUAGCCAAGCAAAACAAAAAAGAAAAGGUUCUAAGAGGAAAUACCUGGCGACUCUCUUUCUCACAUAUUGAAAAGGCCAUGAUGAACAACCAUGGCAGCAUAAAGACAUGCUGUGAAACCGAUGGAGCAAAAUGUUGUAGGAAAGAUUGUCUGAAACUUCUGAAGUAUCUUCUAGAGAAACUUAAAAUGAAACAUGCAAAAGAAUUAGAAAAAUUUUGUUCCUAUCAUGUCAAAACUGCCUUUUUCCACUCGUGUGUCAUUUGGCCAAAUGACACAGAUUGGCAGUACGAAAACCUGGAACACUGUUUUCAGAAUUAUCUAGGGUAUUUUCUGCGUUGUUUGCAAGAUUCUCAGCUGCCGCACUUUUUUAUUCCCCAAUACAACUUGCUCAGCCUGGAUGACAAAGCAAGCAACAAUUUCCUUUCCAGACAAAUAGGCUAUCAACUGAACAACGGAUUCCCAAUAUUUCAGCAGGGAUAUUAAAAAAGUUAUUUACAGUAAUUACCUGAAAGCAAAUCAUGUAGAUUUGCAUAUUGUAAAACAUGUUUAACACCUAAAGCUACAUCUCAGUAGUUUGAUACUA